Messenger RNA from Ascoidea rubescens DSM 1968, 3351 nucleotides. RefSeq names its product protein that is processed in the mitochondrion to yield acetylglutamate kinase and N-acetyl-gamma-gl. Gene Ontology annotation, cellular component: mitochondrial matrix; cytoplasm; mitochondrion. Gene Ontology annotation, molecular function: N-acetyl-gamma-glutamyl-phosphate reductase (NADP+) activity; NADP+ binding; acetylglutamate kinase activity. Lineage: Eukaryota; Fungi; Ascomycota; Saccharomycetes; Ascoideales; Ascoideaceae. The record is from RefSeq and is a predicted model, not a curated record. Gene Ontology annotation, biological process: L-arginine biosynthetic process. The transcript has a single exon. Bases 419 to 3127 code for a protein of 902 amino acids.
GCUUUCUUUAUGUGCUUUCUUUAUGUCUUCUCAUCUCUUUGAAUCCUUUGACGUGGGCCAAUCACAACACUGCACACUCCUGCAGGACAUAAAGAACUCGGUCCAAAUCAGGUAAUUCUCUGUGAUUUGGUGUAGUUUCUUUAUCUUUAGCUGACUCACCAUCAAUUGUCCUUGAAGGAGGAUUACUCGUCCACGCUCGUAAUACUGAUUAACACCUCAAAAAUGUGCUCUUAAUAUUUAAAUGUUUCAACCUGUUUUGCUUGCUUCAACUUCUCUCAAUUAUCGUGACUAUCAAACUAAAUUAUAUAUAAAAUAUUAUCUGGCCUAUUAAUCAUGGAAUUUUGAUGUAGAUAAUUAUUUAUCCAAUUCUACUUAGCCAGAUAAAAAUAAAAAAAGUAAUACUGUUUAGUUUUUGGGAAUGUUUAGAACUGCUAUCAAAUCUUCAGUGUUGAAGAGUUCCUGUUCAAAACUUGUCCUACUAAAUUUAUCCUCAAAACUACCUUCUUCACAACUUGUCUCUGUUUUCAAUCAGCAUUACAACUAUAACACAUACUAUCGCUCAUUUGCUUCUACAAAUAUUAAUAGCUCCACCAGAUCUACAGUUAUUCAACUACUAAAUAACAUUGGCUCAAAGCGUGAGGUUGAACAAUAUUUGAAAUAUUUCACUUCUGUUUCAUCCCAACAGUUUGCUAUUAUAAAAGUUGGCGGUGCAAUUAUUAGUGACCAAUUGAAUGAACUAGCUUCUUGUUUAGCUUUUUUAUACCAUGUUGGUUUGUAUCCCAUAAUUUUGCAUGGAACUGGUCCACAGGUUAAUCUGUUUUUAAAAAAUGAGAAAAUUGAACCGAAUUAUAUUGAUGGAAUUAGAAUAACUGAUCCCAAAACAAUGAAAAUCGUUAGAGACUGUUUCAAUAAGCAAAAUUUGACGUUGGUCUCAGCUUUAGAAACUAUGGGGGUAAGAGCUAGACCGAUAACUUCUGGCGUAUUCACUGCUGAUUAUUUAGAUCAGAACAAAUACAAUUUAGUUGGCAAAAUAAAAUCAGUAAACACUACUGCUAUUCAAUCGUCCAUUGAUGCUAGUUGUUUACCAAUAUUAACCUCCUUGGCCGAAACUCCUUCAGGCCAGAUUUUAAAUGUCAACGCUGAUAUUGCAGCUGGUGAAUUAGCAAAAGUGUUCCAGCCUCUUAAAAUUGUUUAUUUAAAUGAAAAAGGUGGAAUUAUUAAUGGAAACACUGGUGAAAAAAUUUCAAUAAUUAAUUUAGAUCAAGAAUAUGAAUCUUUAUUGAAACAAUCUUGGGUUAAAUAUGGUACAAAGCUAAAAAUUAAAGAAAUUAGAGAACUAUUAAACCAUUUACCAAGAUCUUCUUCUGUAGCAAUUAUUAAUGUUGCUAAUUUGCAAAAAGAGUUAUUCACUGAUAGUGGUGCUGGAACUUUAAUUAGAAGAGGUUAUAAAUUAGUGCUUAAAAACAAUUUAACUCAGUUUGAGAAUAUAGACUUGUUAAAAGAUGCUUUAUUAAGAGAUGAGGAUAUUAAAUCUGGUAAAAUCCCAAUAUCUUAUUACUUAACGGAAUUGGAAAAUUCAAAUUUUGUUGCUUAUGGUGACGAGCCUCUAGAUGUGUUGGCAAUUAUUAAAAGAAAUAACACUGAAAUCCCAAUUUUAGACAAGUUCUUAGCUCUUAAAAAUAGUUGGUUGAACAAUGUUCCUGACAAUAUCUUUAACCAAAUUAAAUUAGACUAUCCAUCUCUACAAUGGACUAUUAGAGAGGACGAUCCUAAUAAUAGUUUCUAUUUUUCGAAAUCUCAAGGUUCGUAUCAUAAAAAUGGCUAUAUUUUAUAUUGGUAUGGUAUUGAAAAUCCAAAUCAAAUUGCAAGUUUGAUUCAAAACUUUUUAGAUAAACCUUCAACUCCAAUUCGUAAAGUCAAAAAUUUCAACGAUUUAAAUAACAAUACCAAGUCCAAAUUAGAUAAUAAAUAUUCUGGUGGCUCCACUGUUUUCAAAAAUCUCACUCAAAAUAAACAAAUUUCAACUUUAUCAUUUAGAAGAAAAUUCUCAACAAACUUUACUAAAUACAAUUUGUCAUCAACAUCAUUGAGCCCAUUAAAAUCCAGUUUUGAAAAAGGCACUCCAGUAGUUAAAAAUGAAAAUAAUAAACCUUCCAAGAUUGGUAUCAUUGGAGCUCGUGGAUACACUGCUCAGAAUUUGAUUUCGAUGGUGAAUGAUCAUCCACUUUUAGAAAUAUUAUAUGUUUCAUCCAGAGAAUUAAAUGGCCAACCUGUAGAAGGGUAUGAAAAACAAAAAAUUACAUAUUCCAAUUUUAAAGUCGAUGAUAUUAAAACAAUUGAAAAAAAUAAGGAAAUUGAUAUGUGGGUCAUGGCAUUGCCCAAUGGUGUUUGCAAGCCAUUUGUUGAAGCAAUUGAAAACAUCAACAAUGGGAAAUCCAAAAUCAUUGACUUAUCUGCUGAUUAUCGAUUUGAUACCAGUGGCGAAUGGGUUUAUGGAUUACCAGAAGUAAAUGAUCGUUCCAAAAUUGCAAAUGCUAAAAAAAUCAGCAAUCCAGGUUGUUAUGCUAAUUGUGCAGAAAUAGUAAUUAAACCAUUAUUAAAUUACAUUGGCAAAGAUCAAGUGCCAUCAAUUUUUGCUGUCUCUGGUUAUUCGGGAGCUGGGACAAAACCAUCUAUAAAAAACGAUGUCAACCUUUUGAGUGACAACCUAAUACCUUACUCAUUAACAGAUCAUGUUCAUGAAAAAGAGAUCUCAUCUCAACUAGGAAUUGAGGUUGGUUUUAUGCCUCAUGUUGCUCAAUGGUAUCAAGGUAUAACUUUAACCAUCUCCAUCCCACUAUGUGAAAAACUAACCUCCAGAGAUAUCAGAAACUUGUAUCAAGACACAUAUGAUAAUGAACAGUUGAUUACAGUCAAUGGAGAAAUUCCAUUUGUUAAAGAUAUUAGUGGAAAACAUGGGGUUGUGAUUGGUGGUUUUGGUGUCAACGCAAAGCAAGACAGAGUCGUAAUUGUUGCUACUAUUGACAAUCUUUUGAAAGGAGCUGCUAGUCAAGCUUUGCAAAAUAUAAAUUUGGCAUUAAAAUAUGGAGAAUACAGUGGAAUUCCACAGGAUACGUUCAUUCAUUGAUAAGAAAGUAUUCGUGUUUACCUUUAUUUUUAUUUUUUUUCAACAAAACAUUAACUAUGAAAACUUCAAAACAAACAUUUUUUUUAAAAUUUUUUGUUUAUAUAUAUUUGGCUUUUAGGAAAUUAGAAAAUCAUACGAAAAAAUUGAACCUCAAAAUAAAAUAAAAUAAAAUUCUAUGUUAUAUUUCAAAUGUAAAACUAUUUUAACAAACUUUUCUAAUUUGA